GGAUCUUUUCCAGAUCUUUUCAGAUCCCUUGUCCCUUGAAUUGAAGAAAAAUAAAUCACGGCCUCGCCCCCUUUUUGAGCUACUCCCCUCCUCCAACCGCUCCAACGAGUCAAAGUCAAAGUAAACAAUUCUCGGCUGAUACAGCAGCAACACAAUACAUUUUUUUAUUAUUAUUUUGUUUUGUUGCCUUUCUCAUUGUUUCCUUAACGGUUUCAAAUAUCAAAGAAAAAUUCAUUCUUUCAAAAUUCUCUCGUUUUACUCGGACUGAAAUUUUAUUAAUCUCCACUUUUAAAUCACCAUCAUGCCUGCCGCUCAGCUCUUCCAUCACCAUCUCCGUUAUCUCCAAGUUCCCCCGGGUCCUGCAAAAAGGCAGAGACGAUGAUUUCCUGGACAUUUUUUCCAAUGGCAAGGCUUCGUGAACACCUUUUCACUGAGAGAAAUGAUGCUCUUGGCACUAUCCAUUCGCGGCCACUACAAAAAUCUUUUCAGUGAGGCUGGGUACACCUUGAGGAAAAUAAUCUUGGACUACUACUAUAUGAACGCAGACGAAUGCCAUAUAGUCGACUUCCCAACAUCAGUCAUCCCAGUAUUCCCAGUCGACCAAGAUUUCUCGUCAGAAACCCGGGCCAUCAUCGCCGAGGGAAAGUUCGAAGAACUGAAUGGAAACAUUUUGGCCAUACUGCUUGCAGUUUCUGGGCAUGAUGUUGAUUUGAAGGCUGACACGCCCAAAAUCACUCUCGUGAGAAUUUGCUCCUCCCGCUUCGUCACCUGCUCGUCCGAAGCCCAUCUCGACACUCCGGCUGAAAUUGCGGUGGCCAAGCAACUACCAAAAAAAACUUCCAGCAUAUUGUGUCGGACCUGACACAACACUUUGAUUCGACUAUCAAUAAACUCGAACACGACCUUAUCAGAGAAGCUCGAGAAAGACGCGUCCGUGCUGAAAAGAGGGUGGCUCUCGCAAGGGAAGAGUUAGAGGAAGAAAGAGAGAACGAGGAACUGUUAGCCGAGAUCUUCGAGACGAACAAAGAUCAAUCAAAGCGAAGUGCUGAUCAAGUACAACCGUCACCUCUCUGAUAUCCAUCUAUAUUUUCAUCUAUAUAUAAAAACAACUAACAACCCAUGCAUUUAAGUUUCUAUUGCCAACUUCCCAGUUUGUAUGCAGCUGCAAACAUAGCAAAACCGAUUUUCUUUUGUGUCACUGUUCUUUUACUUUAAAAAAACUAUUCAGAAAAAUAAUAAUAAUAAUCAUUAUUCACCUAAAUCGUUCAAACUACGUGAAAUGAAACAACAUUUACGUUG
Neocloeon triangulifer is the source of this 1299-nucleotide messenger RNA. RefSeq lists its product as uncharacterized. The transcript is spliced from 3 exons. The record is from RefSeq and is a predicted model, not a curated record. Lineage: Eukaryota; Metazoa; Arthropoda; Insecta; Ephemeroptera; Baetidae. The coding region runs from base 440 to 862 and encodes 140 amino acids.